CACAAUGUAAACAAUAUAUCUUGUUGACUGUGAAAAACAAGAUUAUUAUUAGACAGUUAGCUUUCAUUAAUGAGCAAUUAAGGUUAGUUAAUACUUACACAGUAUGACGUGAAUAAUGAUUUAUGGGUUAGGAUUUAAAGUGAGGUGCGUACAUGAAAAUAUAGAAAGAAGGAAAUAUCUAUAUGAAGACUGUGGAGUAUAUUCACUGAUCUCAACCUUUACCAAAAACAUUUUAUAUGACAAAGGAUGGACAGCAGAAGUACAGCUGUACCCCUGAAUUCCUGCUGGAAGUUCUUGUGUUUCAUUCAGCUGCUGUCCAGAAGUUUGUUGGUCAGCGUUUGUUGUUUUAAAACGUGUUUCAUAAAUAGAUUUGACGUGAUUGUACAGUGUCGUCUUUGUUUAGAGAAACUCUUGAAUGACUGUCACAUGUUUCAGACUGUCACUGUAAGAUCUCUAUUUCUCAAAAAGUGAUUCAAUUUGUAUUAAGUUAAUCAAUGACAGUUCACCUACACUGGAUGGUCUCACAGGCAGUGUGAGGAGUAACAGAAUACAUGUUCUGGAUUAGGAUACAAAACAAAAGUUAUCUGUAUUACAGUAAAACUGGAAGAUUAAAUACGAGUCAUCCCACUGAUAUUUAUUUUGUCUUGUCUUCAUGUGCAUAUCUUUGGGAAUUAGGUCAUCUAAAAGUAAUUGAGAGGAGUGAAGUUAUAUCACAUUAGUGUUAGUCUUGGGUUACGUUACUAUCUGCAUUAUUUAAACAGAUAAUUAGUAACUGUAUUGGAAUAAAUCUUUACAGUAACCUUCCCAACACUCAACUCAAUCAAAACUAAAGGCUCAUAUCAUUUUGUGUAGGAGCAUUAUGUAGUUCUGGAGAAUAAAUUAAAACUCAGAAUUUUAAUAUUUACAAUAUUGAUUAGGUAAUAAUACAAACUCCAUACCUGAAUAAACAAGCUGUUCUCAGAGGAAUACAAAGUGGCAAAGCUGGCAGGAUCCACUCAAUAUAAACAAAGUAAAACAGGAUGAAAUUGUGUUGUCAUUUAAGGUCAAUUUGUUAAGGAUUUUAAAAAAAAAAGAAAAAGUAAUUGAAGCGUUUUCCUUUUAUGGUUAACAUUCUUCUCCAAAACUACAGAGCGCACCUUUAACAUGAAGGAGAAGUUGAGACUGAAACUCAGGUUACAUCAGUGCACAGACAUUUUUUGAGUGUUAAUCACUUGGAAGGUCCUUCUUUGCAUAGUUAGUUAGUUAGUUAUCACCCAGACAGAUACUGCAUCAUCUUCAUAACCGAUGAAUGAUUUCAAAUAGCUUAUUAAAUGUCCGGCAGCUUGUGUGUUGAUGAGAAACUUAGUCUGUGGGCUGUACUCAGUGUCUGUCAUUUUGUUGUUGUUGGUGGUCUCUGAAACUCUGAAGAAUUCUGGUCAGGUGAGAUUUCUUCACAAACCAGUUUCAUCUGGGAGUAAACUCCUCCUCUGACUUCUCCUUUUACAACCAAACUCUCAGGGAACAAAGCCACUGUCAGCUCUGAGUGGGUAACAAAAACCACGACCCACUCCUCUGUCUCUCUGACCGGUAAAUUACUCCUUCUUCUAUUCUUUGAAGUGAUCGACAGAACCUCAGCAUGGUGUCUGGUGGACGACAGAUUCUGGGUUUGUCCCUGGCUGUAAUCGGCUUUCUGGGGAGCAUCGUCAUCUGCGCGCUCCCCACCUGGAAAGUCACAGCCUUCAUCGGUGCCAACAUCGUCACCUCUCAGGUGAUCUGGGAGGGUUUGUGGAUGAACUGUGUGACCCAGAGUACAGGCCAGAUGCAGUGCAAAAUCUACGACUCUCUCCUGGCUUUACCUCAAGACCUGCAGGCUGCCAGAGCGCUUGUCAUCAUCGCCAUCAUCGCCGGGAUCUUUGGGCUCCUUCUUGGCGUGGUCGGGGGAAAGUGCACCAACUUCGUGGAGGAGGAAAGGCAGAAGAGCAAGGUGGCCAUCGCCUCUGGAAUCGUCUUCAUCAUCGCAGGCCUGUUUGUGCUUAUCCCCGUCUGCUGGACCGCCAACACCAUCAUUCGUGAUUUCUACAACCCCAUUAUGACCAACGCUCAGAGGAGGGAGCUGGGGGCUUCGCUCUACAUCGGCUGGGGUUCUGCAGGGCUGCUGCUUCUGGGUGGGGGCCUCCUCUGCAGCUCCUGUCCCCCCAAGGAUGAGAACAACUACGACGUAAAGUACCUGAAGGCUCGUUCUGUGGAGAGCAGCAAGGCGUACGUUUAGAUCUUAAGCAGAACUGGGACAGUGUGUUGGAAAGAGAUAAGACAAAGAGUUCAUGAAGAUUGACGAUGAUUCGAGUUGUGCCGUUUAGAAUAAUAAAGUCAGUAAUGUGACUAAAACUGACAGGAACUUCUGCAGUGUGAGCGUGUUAACUUUGAAACAACCAUAAAAGUCAUAAUAAGGUUUUUGAUUCUCUAUUUAUGAGGAUAGGAUGUUUUUUGUAUUUUACAGCGUUAUGGACACUUUCACACGGUUUUCCUCAUGUAUUUUGUUAGUUUAUGUUUAAGGACACAGAAUAUUAUCUGUGGCAUGUGAGAUGAAGAACUUGUGUGUGAAAAACUGCUAUAAAUGUGAAAAUCUGCCCGUGUAAUCACAGUGUUGUUUCUGCGCCUGAUUCUCUCUUGAUCAAACUACUUGUUGUUCUUUGAAUUGUUUUUUAUUUUCUCUUCUUGUAUUAAAAUGUCAUCUCUAAGACACACAUUUGUGAGCAGGUGAUGUUUCUCCUAAGUCGUUUUCCAUCUCAUCAUGGCGGGUUUUAUUUUUCAAAAGGAAGAACUGUUACAGCGACGACAAAUGCCAAAAACUCAGUGGAACAAUGGAACUGGUUUCUCAAGUGUACCUGAAAGAAUCCUCACAAACAGGUUGUGUGACAGUGUGUGAGUCCUUCCUGCUGAAUAAAUAGAUUGAGUGAUAACGGUGUGCUUGUGUGUUUUUGUUAUCUUUAAUGUGUAUCCAGUAUUCUCUGUUUUUUAUCUCAUAAGACAGAUUAUUCUGUGAACUUUUACACAAGAGAAAGUGACUUCUUGUGUCCUUUUUUUUUUACACAAAGGAAUAUUUUGUGUGUUAUAAUGAUGUGUGUGUGUGGGGGAAAUGGGAUAAACAUGAAAAGUAUCCCUCUGAACUUUACAAGGACGGCAAGAUUAAAGAUUAUGUUGAGCCAGAUUAAAAGGUCAAAUCAC
Messenger RNA from Acanthopagrus latus (yellowfin seabream), 3204 nucleotides. RefSeq names its product claudin-4-like. The transcript has a single exon. Lineage: Eukaryota; Metazoa; Chordata; Actinopteri; Spariformes; Sparidae. Bases 1616 to 2248 code for a protein of 210 amino acids. Gene Ontology annotation, biological process: bicellular tight junction assembly; cell adhesion. The record is from RefSeq and is a predicted model, not a curated record. Gene Ontology annotation, molecular function: structural molecule activity. Gene Ontology annotation, cellular component: bicellular tight junction; plasma membrane.